GACACACACACACCCAUACACACACAUAGAGUUGCGGUGUUCUCUCCGUGCGACAGAAACCCAGUGUUCAGGAGGGGAACCGCGCUCUUGGUGUAACAGAGCACUUGAUUCCGGGGUGGUUACACAAUGUGUCACUAACAUGAGAAAAAAGCAGAAGGGCAGUGGCAGGAAAAAAAAACAUGAGCUAACGGGUUUAUGUGAGCAGGCAGAAAGUGUAGUUUUAUACAAUGAUUUCUUUGGGUUAGAACCUCCUCAUGUCUGAUGGUUGAAUCUGAAAUGAUCUGUACAGCACAUCUAUUUCUAUAUGAAGGAUUCUUGGAGUGAGAAGUCACCUGGUGAGAUGAACAAGAUGGACGAUAACUUCACGGAAACGUUAGAUGAGUUUAUGGGAAGCGCACUUGUUACAUGGGUGCAUCUUUUUGAGGACAUGGUUGGUGAUGAGGGCCAGAACUACAUGGAGGUUAACUCCAACUCCCAGAAUGCACUGAAUGCACAGUACCUGCAACUAACGAAUGGCAUCUACCUCAAUGAAGUUAUGAGAAUCAUUGAUCCUAAUCCCAAUGUAGAGCAGAUCUAUCACAACGUGAGAGACGACAAGAUUCUUCGGGUGCAGAACUUCUCCAUCCUCAACCGGCACCUUAGGUCUUACUAUCAGGAAAAUCUUCAGCAGUUGGUUUUGAUGCCUCUUCCUAAUGUUGCGGUUUUGGGGCGAGAUCCACUCACGGAGGGGGCUCUGGAAGAGCUAAGAAGGUUGCUGCUGCUUUUAUUGGGAUGUGCAGUUCAGUGUGAGACGAAGCAAACGUUCAUUCAGCAGAUACAGUCCCUCAACAUCGAGACUCAGGCAGAACUUGCUCUCUGUAUACAGGAGGUGACUCAAGACCCGAGUGCGGUCCUGCCACUGCAUUAUGGAGAGAUGUGCGCAUUGGAUGGGUUGGAAUUACAGACACUGCUCGGCUCUCUUGCUCGUCAGAUCCAGAGCCUUUUGGCUCAGCGAGACAUGCAUCUAGAGAGAAUAGCAGAGCUGAGUGUGCAGUGCGAGUCCGUUUCGUCCCCCACGACGCCCCCUACGGGCCCCUGGCACAAUGCUCCUGAGGGACUGUCCAUCCAACUGGCAGAUAGCAAAGCCAAACUACGGCGACUCAAACAGGAACUGGAGGAUAAAGAAGAUCAAUUAAUCGAUUACAAGCGAGAAAUACAAACUAUGGAGGUGGAAUUAAAGAAACUGCAGUGUGAGAACCGGGCACUGCAGGGUGAGGUUCGUGUCAGUCGGAGUCUGCGAGACGAAGUGGACUGUCUGCGUGAGCGUGCAAACAAAGCAGACCAGCUACAGACAGAGCUGAAAACCUGCACACAUCGUCUGCGGAGCAUGGAGCUCUACCGCACUCAACUGAAGGAGCAGCAGCAAUACUGUGCUUCACUGCAGGAGAACAAGGCCCUGCUGGAAGAGCAACUGGAUGACACACGAGUUCGAUGUUCUGCCUUACGGGAACUGGAAAAAGACAAUCUAUUGCUCAGACAGAAACUCAUGGAUUUGGAGGCGGAGAGGGAUGUGGAGAGGCAGAGGGUCGAUGAACUGCUAGAAAUGAAUAUGAGACUGCAGAUGGAUCUGAAGCGCCCAUCUCUUUCUGUUGAUGUCACACAGCGAGUGACUCAUCCUCAUGUCCUCUACUCAGAGCUGGAAUCUGAUGAAGAGCUUCAGGAACCCAAAACCCCUGAGCAUCAUGAAGGUGAACACAAGCCACUGAGUGUUGAGGUGAAUGAAGCGUCCUCGCUAAGACUUCUGGGAGCUGAGAAUGAAAACGCCGAACUGAGAAGACGUCUCGAGCGCCUUCAAGCCGAGCAAGAGGCUCUGCAGACACAAUCUCCUGAGGUGACAGAGACUCUUCAGAGACAGACAGACAAACUCAAACAACUGGAAGAAGAGCACCAGAAUACCCUCAAAGAGUUUCAGAACCUGAAGAAUGAAAAUUCCAGUCUAAAGAGAAGCCUUGAAGAGCUGGAGAAAAUCAGACUCCAAGAAAAGCAGGAGAGGUCACCUGGAGAGGUUGAGAAAGAGAUUCCAAGAGGCGAGUGUGAAGGAAAAGACAUGGGAAAAGAGGAGGAGGCAGACAAAAGGGAGAAGAGAAAGCAGGAGAUGAUAAGAGCACAAAGGGAGGAUGGAGAAGGAGAAGAAGUCCUCCUAAAAGAGAAAAAAGAGGAGACCGAAAAUGAUCCAGAGACAAAAGAACGAGGAGAAGCAGAAGGACAGAAAUGGACUGGGACAGGUAAAGAUAAACCCGAAAGCAUGACAACAAAGGAGGAAAGCAAAUCAGAUGACGAGAUGCCCAUGCAAAAAGGAAAACAAGAGGAAAAUGCAAGAGAGAUAGAGACAGAGGUGAAUAAGCUCCACAGGGAAAUUCAUGCUCUAACCACUCAGCUCCAGCAGGCAGUAGAGGAGGCAGAUCAGCAAACAAAUCUGGUUCAAGAGCUACACUCCAAACUGGGUGAGCAGACUAAGAAGACUCGGGAGACAGAGCAGAAACUGGCUCUUCUGGAAGCUGAGAGCCAGAGACUGAAGAAAGCAGCAGAAAGCCUCACAGAGGCCAGGAAACAGAUAGAGAUUUUGCAGUGCGAAUCCAUGCACCAGGAGGAGGAGCUGAUGCGCCUGCGCAGUCAAGCAGAGCUGCAGAAGAUGGAGGCUGCAGUUAUUCCUCAGCUAGAGGGAGAGAGAGCUGCACUGGAAAGGGAGAGAGAAACCCUCAAGGCUACCAUAGAUUCUCUUCGAGCUUCAGUGCGCAAGGGUGAUCAGGUUGAGUUGAACAAUCAAACUCUAAAGGCGGAGUUGGAACGUUUAGGCCGGAAUUUGGACUCUGCCCGUCGACGAGAGGAAGAACUAGAAGCUGAGCUGAAGGAGUCUAGCUUUGAAAUCGACUCUUUGAGCAAGAGGCGGGAUGAAGCCAUGCUGGAGGUUUCACGGCUGGAGCAGGAGAAGGAGGCCUGUCAGUCUGAGCUCGACUGUCAACGUCGUGAGCAGAGACAGAAGGAGCGUGAGAUGGCCAGACUUCGGCAGCAGCUAGAAAGCACCACCUCGGCCCUGGAACAUGCCAACCAGAGGGCCUGCAGCCUGGAGCUCCAGCACAGACGGGUGUGUCAGGAACUUAAAGAGCUUAAAGAGACCGUGGUUCAACUAGAGGAACUACAAAAAGAGAACCAACAAAUGAAUGCACAAAAUGCUGAAAACAGCACACAGAUCACUUCUCUAACACAGGAGUUAGCCAGCGAGAGAGUACAAUCUCAGAAGCUGACCACUCAGGUUGCUGAGUUAAACCAGUCACUUGAAGAAUUGGACGGCAAGCUUAAAAUGGCCAACUCACAACUCACACAGUUGCAAACUGAGCAUGCCAGAGUGGUGUCAGAGGUCGCUGCCUUUUCCUGCAAUUCAGGCACUGAGGUUGCUGAAGAUUCAAAAUCAAACAGACAAAGUCCAAUGCAGAGAGAAAAUCAAGAGGAUCCACAUAUCAGCUCUAAGGAUCGGAUUGCAGAAAGCCAGACGUCAGAAAAUGCUGCUAUUGUCGCUUCCUCUGAGGACACACAAUCCCUAGAAGACAAUAAAAAACAGAGUCCUAAAAUUAACAGUGAGAGCCAGCACCAUGCAAGUGUGAAACUGCUCAGUAUGGAGAAAGAGAAUGCCAUGCUGCAGCAGGAACGGCAGACAUUGCUGUCACAACUGGCGCAGUCACAGACAGUCUGUACUCAUCUGCGAGAACAGCUGGACUCGCUGCAACGUCACUCUAUCAGCCUGCAGGAGAGCUGCUCUAAACUGCAGGACCUUAACACCAAACUACAGGUGGAGCAGACUUCUUUAAGCUCCCAAAAUGCCUCUGUGUUGGCACGGUGCAGAGAGAUCGAGGUGCGCUGCGCUACUCUAGAGGCUGAUUCUAAGGUGUGGCAGAAGGAGAAAGAAGAAUCAGCAGUGCGUUGCGAAUCAUUGAGACGGGACCAUGAGAGGCUGACAGCUUUACAGCAGAGGCAGGAGGCAGAGCUGGAAGAGCUACUGGCCAAACACAGUCAGCUAAAGAGCAGCGGUCGAGGUUUAGAGGCUCAAUACAGAGAACUAGAGGCCAGGCAUAAAGAGCUGAUGAAGAGCAAAGCUAAGCUGGAGGAGGCUGAGGAAGAGAUACAAGCAGAGAGAGAGAGAAUGGAGAGGGCCGUACAGGAGCAGACUGUAAGAGAGAAAGAGCUGGAAAGGCUGAGAAUGGAGAAUGAGAGGUAUGUGAACCAGCAAAAGGAGUGGGUCCAGGUGCAGUCGGAGUUACUGGCCCAGGUUUCUGUUCUGCGUAGUGAAAUGAGCACGGCCCAGAUAGAGCGAACCAAACUGGAGGGAGAACUCAACAUGCUCAAAGAACAGAACCAACAACUUGACCUCAACAAUGUCCGCCUCAACAGUCAGCACCAGCUUCUUACUCAGUUGAAAGGGAAUAUGGAGGAGGAAAACAGGCACCUGGUAGAGCAGAACCAGAGUCUAGCCAAAGAGAACCGAGCCCUUCUGGAGCGCAGCCUGGAGAGCCGAGAUCAGCACCACAACCAGCAGAGAGAAUACCUCGAUAAACUGAACGAGCUACGCAGAGAGAAGCAGAAACUGGUGGAGAAGAUAAUGGAUCAAUAUCGUGUUCUGGAGCCUGGCAUGUCUGCAACCAAACAACCCAAGAAGUCUAAUUGGAUCGCGGACCGAAUGAAGAAGCUGAUAAAGCCUAAAGGAGGCAAGGAAGGUCGAGCUCACUUUAUCACCAUAGGCAGCAUGGACAUCCUGGAGGAGCCUGGAGACUCGGUGCCGUCGUCCCCCCUUACAUCAGCUCACAGUCAGGAGCAAGACCCCAGCAGUGCCCCAGCGUCUCCUUCGACCUUGAGGAGAGUGUCCUCUCAGGGAGAUCCAGACGAGCCAUCCAAAGUGGUUCUGAGGUCAGCACGACGUAAACUGGGCUCCUCCAGACAUGGCUGGGGUUUAGGCAAGGGUCGAGAGGGAGGCGUGUCCCAAUCGUUCAGUCCGGGAGAUCGUCGCUCACGGCCACUUCAGCGCUUAAACCCGCCAUCCAGUGCCUUGUGGGAAAAAGACCACGACGGGAGUCCAACACCUAGUGAGGAAGGAAGAGGUGAGAGUGAAGAGAACACCACUUCUGAGCACUCAGAUAGUCGCGUCUCCUCCGGAGCUGAAGAUUUUCAUUCCAGUUUUGACAAACCCCAGGACUAGGAACGGCAGCAAGAUUCAAGAAAAUGUUGGACGUGAUCAUUUUUUUAUUUAGUUUUUCAAAUUGAACAUUCUUAUGAUAUUCGUAUGUAUUUUGUGAUUUGCAGCUAAAUGACUUUGCACUAUUAUUUAAAACAAAAUGUAUUUUCGAUACAGCUUGAAUAAAUUCCUUAGUUUUUUGUA
This is a messenger RNA of Silurus meridionalis, 5407 nucleotides long. It is a transcript of the gene ccdc88b, whose product is annotated as coiled-coil domain containing 88B. The record is from RefSeq and is a predicted model, not a curated record. Bases 305 to 5227 code for a protein of 1640 amino acids. Gene Ontology annotation, biological process: cytoskeleton-dependent intracellular transport; cytoplasmic microtubule organization. The transcript is spliced from 29 exons. Lineage: Eukaryota; Metazoa; Chordata; Actinopteri; Siluriformes; Siluridae. Gene Ontology annotation, cellular component: centrosome; cytoplasm. Gene Ontology annotation, molecular function: microtubule binding; dynein light intermediate chain binding.